UUCCUGUAUACAAAGAAAAAAAAAACAUAAAAUUUGGUUCUUUAAUGCUACCUUACAUCAAAACGUUUAAACUGUACUACUGUGAGGUUCCGGUCAGGUAAAAAGUGUAUGGCGGUUUUCAGGUUCAGGGUGCUAAACGCUAGCUAGAUGGGGCUGGAGAGGAAGUGGAGUUUGGCUUACGUUGAGAGGAAAGUGGGCAGAGCCGUUGAAGGAUAUCAGCUCAGGCAGAGGCAGAGAGGAGGACACACACAACAGAGGAGCAAGCCGUCGAGGACAGAGGAGAGGAAGGACGGAACGAUGCGGCCGAAAGAUCCACCAAAACGACGAAAAUCGCCUGAAAAUGCGACACUGGCCUGGGCAGAUGCCGGCGGAUAGACACGGCUUGGAAAAUGGGGAUUCCCUUGAUGUUUGAUAAAUUGCGUAAAAGAAGAAAGGACGUCAUGUGACCCAUGCAAAAUGGCUUGACAUGUAGCUGCCACGGAGUCAUGAAUUGAAGAAUUUGAGUGAUCCACAGAGCAAAGCGGAUUUGGGAGACCUGCACUGGUGUGAAGAUUUCCUGCACUUGAGGAGAAAGAAGACAACUCUACCCCAUUCAACUGGAUUUUGCUGAAGUGGAGACAGCGUUGUUUAACGUGAAGAUUGCAAGUGAUUUGGCAGUUAGCCAAAUUUUGACAAGAUGAAACUGUUUUCUGACUGGACUUUGACGUUUGGAUUUUUAUUUUUAUUUUUUACGUCAACAUGGACACUGGAACAUCGUUGCUGGCUGUAUAGCGGACUUGUUGAAAAAUGACAUUGUUAUUUUGGGGAAACAAAAUCCGUCUUUGUACAUUUGACAUUCAAAUGCUGUUUUUAAAUAAAGUGUAUGUCUUCGUAUUUUUCCUGCCUUUGUUUUAUUAGCUUACUAAAUUAGAAAAUCACAAGAGCACAUUUGCCGCUUAAAAUCAUUAGCUUGGCAGUUGUUUUUAAGCUAAUCCAUACUAUUAAUGAAAUUCGGUUUGCAGUGACUUUGUGUGACUUACCAAGGUUUGCCCACUUAAUUUAAAAGUUAGCUUAGUACUUAAGCUUUGUACUGUGUUGCUAAAUUUCCUGAAGUAAUGCUCUGUUUUGGGUGUUGCUAUACAGGGCAAGACAUCAGUCCCUUGGUGAGAUAAAGGGAAAAUGGUUGAUGAAAUGCACACUUGUGCAUUAUUAAAUCGUAGUUUAAUUUCACACACUAUACACACUAUAACACUCCUUGUUGUCAGACACAUUGAAAAUAGUUGAGGUUCUGGUCUGAACAGAAAUGGUUUCCAAAGGCUCUCUAAAAUGGCUCCUGGUUGUCCUUCUUCCUGUCUGAGCAGGAAGUGAUGCAAUUGGUGCAAAAGUAUUAAACACUUUUACAGCCUCAUAGUAUUCUAACAUUUUAUGAAGUGGGAAGAAAGGUUUCAACCUAAAGCUUGUGUGCAGGGGCUGAAAAUAUAUGUAAGUUUUUGCAAAAACAAAUUUUAAACAUAAUAAAAGGGGUGGGACUUAAACAUCACCUGAGUGUGGUGUAAAUGGAAAUAACGUCAAUCAAAGGCAAAGCUUUCAGAGCUAGGAAGGAGCUCUAGAUGGCGGCUGAGCCUUGGGAAGGGUGCCAUGGGCUUUCGUUUGACCGUUUCUCUUGCCUGUAUUUCGACCGAAACCGCUUGAUUUAGAUUACAAAUCAAGGCAUUCGAUUAUAUUAGCGAUGUUUAAACGGGAAUUUAAGCGUUUUGUGUAGUUUUUGUGCUGAUUUUUCGAACCGAGCGAGCCGUCUGUGCUGGGGAGUGCUUGUCGUUGUUUUCCAUACUGGGCUCAGGCAGCCAUGGCGCGCCUCCAUUUUUAGUGUGCUGCUCGCGUCUGUCGCUCUGAGUCUGACAGUAGAUGAAGACCUGUAAGGCCUACAAGCUUUUUGAAACAAGACUCUUUCUUGUAAUUUAUUGUUAAGUUAUUAUUUUUUUUACAGUAUUGUUGUUUUUAUUCGAGUCAGAUAAAAUGCUGUAAUAGAGCGAACGUGAAUCUAAAUUUCAUUUACAGGGUUACUACCUUUCUUCACGUUGAAUUGGUCUGUUUACAUUGUCUAGUGCCUAAUUUACUGAUUUUUCUCAUCCUUAAAUCUUCUUUUUUUAAUCCUUCAUCUGAUGACGCAGUUACAAUUAAUUGCAUGCGGCUAGAUCCGUGGACUAUAUUGAAAGACAUAAGUUGGACAUUUAACCUAAUGUAUUGGCACCUGUCAUUUUUUGAGUCUAUAUUUACAUUAGCGAUGUAUAAAAUUAUCCUCAAAUCUGUCGAUUUAAUGCCUUUUCCUUGACUCGUGUCGCACCGCCUGGAUUUUAACUGCCACCUGAGCAAAAGCAGUCUUGUGGGACUUCUAUCAUAGUUCAUGCUUCCUCCAACUUUUUGACAGUAAAUACCAGGACAAAAGAACACCAAAUCAAAGACUUUAAGGAUUCUACGAUGAUGAAGAAUAAAAGUAAAAAACAAGAGGAUGAAGGAUCGACUCAAAGCAAUGCAUCAAGAAACAGUGUGUUGCUUGGGUGUUCCUUGAGCAAUUCAGCUUCAGAAGAAUCCAACCGCUCUGCUUCGGAGUCGGGAAGUCAGUCAGAGAGCGAGCGUGGCAGUGAGAGGAGGAGAUCGCACAACUCCGAGUCAAACAGCUCCUCAGAGUCAGAGAGUCACUCAGAGUCAGAGAGCGAGUCUGCUGAGUCCAAAUCACAGCAAACCACAGCAGAAGUCAAAGACAAGCCAGUUAGAAAGAAGGAGCGUCUGGCAGAUGUCAAGAAGAUGUGGGACGAACAUCCAGAUGUGUAUGGGGUCAGGAGGUCAAAUCGCAGUAGGCAGGAGCCAGCUCGUUUAAACAUUGGAGCUGGGGGUAGCAGCGACUCUGAGAGUGAAAGUCCCAAGAGGAAAACAUCACGAGCAAAGAAAAAGGAACCUCAGACCAAAUCAACAGCCAAAAAGCAGCUCUCUCAAAAAGGAAGGAAAUCCAGGAAACAGGACUCCUCUGCCGAAGAAGAUGAAGACGAGGACGAUGAAGAUGAGGACGAUGAUGAUGAGGAAGACACUCCUAAGAGACAGACUCGAAGAAGGGGUGCAACAAAAGUCAAAAGUUAUAAAGAGGACCAACAUGACUUUGAAACCGACUCUGAUGACCUGAUUGAAAUGACAGGGGACGCAGGCGAGGAGCAGCAGGAUGAUGACAGUGAAACCAUUGAGAGGGUUGUGGACACCAGGACAGGCAAAAAAGGAGCCACUGGGGCUUCCACUACUGUGUAUGCCGUGGAGGAAAAUGGGGACCCGAGUGAAGGGUUUGACCCUGAGACUGAUGAAGGGGAGGUUCAGUAUCUGAUUAAGUGGAAGGGCUGGUCCUACAUCCACAACACGUGGGAGAGCAUGGACUCUCUGACGCAGCAAAAGGUCAAGGGACUAAAGAAACUGGACAACUAUAAAAAGAAGCAAGAAGAGCUAAAUUCAUGGUUGAGAAAGGCAUCCCCUGAGGAUGUAGAAUUUCACAACUGCCAACAAGAGCUCACUGCUGACUUGAGCAAGCAGUUUCAGUUUGUGGAGCGCGUUAUUGCAACAAGAACAGGAAAGACCCCAGGAUCCUCUGACUUUCCCACUCAUAGUCAUAAGACACCGUGCUCCAACGAGCCAGAGUACCUGUGCAAGUGGAUGGGCUUGCCCUAUUCAGAGUGCAGCUGGGAAGAUGGAGCCUUGGUUAGAAAGAAGUUUCAGCACUGCAUUGACAGCUUCAUGAGCCGAAACUCCAGUAAAACUGUCCCUUCUAAAGACUGCAAGGUGUUAAAGCAAAGACCAAGGUUUGUUGCUCUGAAGAAACAACCAUCAUAUAUUGGAGAUGAGAACCUUCAGCUGAGAGAUUACCAGCUGGAUGGGUUGAACUGGUUGGCUCAUUCCUGGUGCAGGUGCAACAGUGUUAUCCUAGCCGACGAGAUGGGGCUUGGAAAAACCAUCCAGACAAUCUCUUUCCUGUCUUGCCUGUUUCACCAGCAUCAGCUGUACGGACCCUUCCUCCUGGUGGUGCCUCUGUCCACGCUCACCUCCUGGCAGAGGGAGUUUGACACCUGGGCCCCGGACAUGAACGUGGUUGUCUACCUGGGUGAUGUUAUGAGCAGGAAAACGAUCCGUGACUAUGAGUGGGUGAACCAUCAAACCAAAAGAAUCCGUUUCAAUGCACUGUUAACCACUUACGAAAUUCUACUUAAAGACAAGGGGGUGCUUGGGAACAUCAACUGGGCCUUCCUGGGUGUGGAUGAGGCUCACAGGCUGAAGAAUGACGACUCCCUGCUGUAUAAAACAUUAAUGGAGUUCAGGUCCAACCACAGGCUCCUCAUUACUGGCACUCCACUGCAGAACUCCCUCAAAGAACUCUGGUCACUGCUGCACUUCCUCAUGCCUGACAAGUUUGAUUCCUGGGAGGAUUUUGAGGAUGAACAUGGGAAAGGAAGGGAUAAUGGUUAUCAGAGUCUUCACAAAGUCCUAGAGCCCUUCCUGCUGCGGCGUGUCAAGAAAGACGUGGAAAAAUCUCUCCCUGCCAAAGUGGAACAGAUCCUCCGAGUUGACAUGACUGCACAGCAGAAACAGUUUUACAAGUGGAUUUUAACAAGGAAUUACAAAGCCCUUGCCAAAGGCACCCGAGGCAGCUCUUCUGGCUUCUUGAACAUUGUUAUGGAGCUCAAAAAAUGCUGCAACCACAGUUUCCUUAUUAAACAGCCUGAAGAUGGAGAAACUGAAACGCAAGAGGAACAACUGCAGGGUGUAGUGAGGGGCAGUGGGAAGCUGGUGCUGCUGGACAAGCUGCUGACCAGGCUCAGAGAAAGAGGCAACCGAGUCCUGAUCUUCUCCCAGAUGGUCAGGAUGUUGGAUAUCCUGGCUGAGUACCUCACUAAAAGACGCUACCCAUUCCAGCGACUGGAUGGUUCCAUAAAGGGAGAAAUCCGAAAGCAGGCACUUGACCACUUCAAUGCAGAUGGCUCAGAGGACUUCUGCUUCCUGUUGUCCACCCGAGCAGGAGGUUUAGGAAUCAACUUGGCCUCAGCAGACACUGUAGUCAUCUUCGACUCUGAUUGGAACCCUCAAAACGACCUGCAGGCACAAGCCAGAGCUCACCGAAUCGGCCAGAAGAAACAGGUGAAUAUUUAUCGACUGGUCACCAAAGGAACAGUGGAGGAGGACAUCAUUGAGAGGGCAAAGAAGAAGAUGGUUUUGGACCAUCUCGUCAUUCAGAGAAUGGACACCACUGGUCGAACUGUAUUGGACAGCAACUCAAGAAACACUAAUUCAAACCCAUUCAAUAAAGAAGAACUAACUGCCAUCCUCAAGUUUGGUGCAGAGGAGCUUUUCAAAGAGGCAGAAGGAGAAGAAUCUGAACCGCAGGAGAUGGAUAUAGAUGAGAUCUUGAGGUUGGCUGAAACGAGAGAAAGUGACCUGGGUUCAAGUGCUACAGAUGAACUUCUAUCUCAGUUUAAGGUGGCCAAUUUCUCCAGCAUGGAAGAGAGUACUCCAGAGUUUGAUGGGAAGCCCGUGCGAGAAUGGGAUGACAUCAUCCCUGAAGAGCAGCGACGUAAAAUUGAGGAGGAGGAGAAGCAACGGGAGAUGGAGGACAUCUUCAUGCUGCCCAGAAGCAGGAGCUCUAACAAGAGGGCGCAGGCCAACGACAGUGACAGUGACGUGGGCUCCAAGCUGAAGCACCGCUCCUCAGGCUCUGAAAGCGAGACUGAUGACAGUGAUGACGACAAGAAGCCAAAGAAGAGAGGCAGACCGAGAGCCCGCAAAAACAACGUGGAGGGUUUCACUGAUACAGAGAUACGCAGAUUCAUUAAGGCAUACAAGAAAUUUGGAUCACCACUUGAAAGGCUGGAGGCCAUCGCCCGAGACUCUGAGCUGGUUGACAAAUCCAUAGCAGAUCUGAAGAGACUUGGUGAAUUGAUUCACACUAGUUGUGUGACUGCAGUGCAGGAGCACGAGGAACAGCUUAAAGAGAACCCAGUUGAAGCCAAAGGUCCUGGGAAACGGCGAGGAAUUAACAUCAAGAUCUCAGGAGUGCAGGUCAACGCCAAGUCAAUCAUCCAGCACGAGGAAGAGUUUGAGCCUCUGCACAAAGCAGUGCCUGCUAACCCUGCAGAGCGAAAUAAGUUCAAGCUGACAUGCAGGGUCAAGAUAGCCCACUUUGAUGUAGAGUGGGAUCUGCAGGAUGACGUUCAACUCUUGCUUGGUAUUUACGAACACGGCUUUGGCAACUGGGAUCUUAUCAAGACAGAUCCUGACCUGAAGCUUGCUGAUAAGAUUCUCCCAGACGAUCCAAGCAAGAAGCCUCAGGCCAAGCAGUUGCAGGCAAGAGCGGAGUAUCUCCUUAAGCUGCUGAAAAAAGAACAAGACAGCGCAGACCUGUCUAAAACGGGGGAGGAGGUCAAAGUGAAGAAAAGGAAGCCUCGGGUGAAAAAGGAGAACAAAAUUCUCAAGGAUGAGCAAGGCAAUGACAUCUCCUCCCCUCGCCUGUCGGACAACCCAUCGGAGGAGGGUGAGGUCAAGGAUGAUGGAGCUGAGAAAUCCCCUGCCAAGAAGAGACAAAAGAAAAAGGAUAACAAAGAGAACAAAGAAAAACAGGGAACUCCUAAAAAGGAGAAGGAAGGGGACAAAGACAAAAAGGGUACCAAGCCCAGAAAAGAAAAGGCUAAAGGAGCCAAAGGAAAGAAGACUCAAGGUCCAGUCCACAUCACCGCUGGGUCAGAGCCCGUCCCCAUUGAAGGAAAGGAGGACGAUGAGCUCGACCAGGAGACUUUCAGUAUUUGUAAGGAGCGCAUGAGGCCAGUGAAAAAGGCCCUGAAGCAGCUGGAUAAACCAGAUGAGGGUCUUUCUGACCAGGAGCAACUCCAGCACACUCGCACAUGCCUACUGAAGAUUGGAGACCGAAUCACAGAGUGCCUUAAAGCCUACAGUGACCCUGAGCAUGUCAAAAUAUGGCGAAGAAAUCUCUGGAUAUUUGUGUCCAAGUUUACAGAGUUUGGAGCAAGGAAGCUUCACAAGCUUUACAAAAUGGCACAGAAGAAGCGAUCACAUGAGGAAGAGAAGGAGCAGAAGAAGAAGGAGGAUCCUGCAGGGAGGGUCAAGCCUUUCAGACCAGAGCCAUCUGGUUCCAGUCGAGACUCCACGGGUACUCAGCCAUCGUCCAAAUCUGCAUCUCACUCGACUCAGCCAGGCUCCCACGGACACCACAGAGAACCGUACAACUCGGCAAAUAAGCGGCACUUUAGCAACGAUGACAGGGGAGACUGGCAGAGGGACCGUAAAUACAUGUAUGCAGGUAACAGCAACCAGUCAUGGCAGGGAGACCGGCAUCAUGCCUAUGACGCACAUCGUUACAAGGAUCACUAUGCUGAUCGACGUUCACAUGGAGACCCGUACCGCAGCUCAGGCAGUUACCAUAACAACAGCUCCCCUCGCAAAAGGUCGUAUGACCAGUACAGCAAUGACCGGGACCACAGGGGUCACAGACCCUAUUACGACAGGCACCCAGACCCCAAAAGAAGACGUGGUGAUGAAUUCCACUCCAGCUACCACCAGGGGAGAGAAGGCCCUCUUCAGGACUUCAGGAGGAUGCCAGAGCAUAGGCCAGCAGGUCCACCUGGGUCAGAUCACUAUAGCAGGCCCUUCCAUGCUGACAAACCACCUCCACUGCUGGACCCUCGCUCCCCACAGGCUCAGAAGUCUCCCCAGGACUCCCGCUCUCCGCUCGAGCGGCCCAUAGAGCAGAAUGCCAUGGCAGAUCCGAACUGGAACAAUAGGUAAACAUAAAGUACGCCAGUGCUGGCUAAGAAACCGAUCUGGGUGUUUUGUCCAGGGUCAAAGCCACAUGCUGCUGAUGGACAAUUCUGGACUUGCCAAUCAUAAGCUCGCAGUUGGAAAGGGAAUCAACCUGUACCCUCUUUACCAGCAAAACUGUUUUGCUCUUUUUCCCAAGUGACUGUGGCCGUGAACAAUUUGUGCCCUGAAGAAAUGAAGUUUGUUUCCUCCUGUCACCCUAACGGUGACAAAAAACUAAACAAACUUCUGUAUUUAAAUGAAUUGACUCGAUCAGUCAACCAUGACUAAGACUGAGUGGAACACUGAUGGAUGCUUAGUCCCAUGGACUAUUACCUAAGGAGAAUUUAGGAUACAUGAAUUGAUGACUGAUCUCAAUCCUAAAAGUGCCUGAAGGUUUUGGCCUUUUUGAACGAUAAAUGUAUGGGAUUAUUCCCAGAGAACGCAUGACAUGGACAUUAUGUUUUUGUGUUUAGCUUUAAAUCUUGCAAAUGAUGUCAUUUAGAAGAUUUCAGUGCAAAAGAAUGUGUAAUGUGUUUUCAUCUGCACCUUUCAAAAUGUUUAACUCGUAGCUGAGCUGAAUCAUGGAGUAUCACCAUGUGGGCUGAAUGGUACCGUGAUGGGGAAGGCCUAAGUCUUUUGAAAUUUGAAUGACCAAUGAAAUCAGGAUGUUUCCUCUAAGCACUCAACAACAACAACAACAAAAUAAGUUAGAAAAGGUUUUAGCAAACUCAUAUUUCUCACAUGUAUAAAUAAUCAUUCUUUCUAUAAUUGUGUAACUCUAUAAAUCAUUGCAAUCCUCUCGCUUUGUUCACUUUAACCACUUUCCUUUUAGUAGGCCCAAUGAAAAUGAAGCUUUCUAAGCAGUAUUUAUUGCAACAACUUGUGCAAAGUUCAUAACACUAUGACUUAAGAACUAUCCUUUAUUUUUGCCUUUCAGUAUUAUGCUGGUUAAGAAUGGUACUUCAAUGUAGUUUCAGUAAUUCACCCGUCUUUCCACCUACUGUAUGUAAGUACUCAAAUAUGUCUGAAAAUACUAUGUGAUUAGGAAAAUAUUUUCUGUUUUAAAUGUGUGGGUUGGCAGUGUAUCUGAUUCACAGACAUUGUGCUGGUAGGUUGUUCAAGGCUUAUCAUGAAGUUGCUGACAACAUUUCAUUGUGUUUAUUACCGUUGGUCACUCUCUUUCUGUGCCAAAUCUGGUCCUGCUCUUGCCAUCAGUUGUAUUGUUUUGUUUUUGUUUCCGUUUUAACGAUUCUCCAUUUGUGCCUUAUUUAUGUAUGUAUUAUCAUACUGUAUAUUGGUAUGUGGACAGAGCGGGGUCUAACACAGGCAAGAUGGGUAGUAUUAGUCACAUUUUAAGGAAAUUGCUCAUAAUUACUAAACAUUAAUUGGGUGAGAACAGGUGAAGGGACCAUGCAUUCUGGUAAUCAUCAUGUGGUUUCCAAAAGAAAACACUGAAAUACCGAAAUCACGUCUUUCAUCCAGGGCACUUACCCAACCUGUUGCAGUGAGCAGCCAGCACAUCUUUUCUUCCACUUAAGAAAGCUACAGUUCCUGUAUCAUAUGUUCUUUAAGAAAGUCUAAAUAAUUUAUAUUUGUGACAAAACCACUCUUGAAAGAAAUGUGCUGUACAUAUGUUUGGACAUAUGUAAUAAACUUUGUUACACAAUCA
Molecule: messenger RNA, 9490 nt
Organism: Scatophagus argus
Lineage: Eukaryota; Metazoa; Chordata; Actinopteri; Scatophagidae
Gene: chd2
Product: chromodomain helicase DNA binding protein 2
Exons: 42
Coding region: 2458-7806 (1782 amino acids)
Biological process (GO): nucleosome organization; regulation of transcription by RNA polymerase II
Cellular component (GO): chromatin; nucleus
Molecular function (GO): ATP binding; chromatin binding; ATP-dependent chromatin remodeler activity
Source: RefSeq, a predicted model, not a curated record